AUGCUUGCAGAAGGGUUGCCUAUUGGCAAGAGUUUUACGUCCCAAAUUGUCGUACAUUAUGUCGAUGCUCGGCCAUUCCAUCUGCAUGAUCAGAUGUCGACGGAUCUACGUUAUCGAGUGUUAGUUUUCACGGGUGAUUGUCUACUCUCGUCUCAACUCGAAAAGAUCGAGGAAACUGCAGCAGCACAAGAACGAUUGGCCAAAUGCUACACACCAUUGGAGGACGCUUACGAUGAUGUUAUAGACUUCAUCACAGUAUCUUCGACUCCACAUGCGGCAUUCGAGAAAGAAUCACUACCACUUUUCCUUGUUCAGAAUAAGUGGAAAUUAUUUUGUGACGAAGUUUCAAUCGAUGGCGUAUGUAUCCUGUAG
This is a messenger RNA of Adineta ricciae, 372 nucleotides long. NCBI's taxonomy places the organism in Eukaryota, Metazoa, Rotifera, Eurotatoria, Adinetida, Adinetidae. The record is from the annotation of a GenBank genome assembly.